Molecule: messenger RNA, 6648 nt
Organism: Panicum hallii
Lineage: Eukaryota; Viridiplantae; Streptophyta; Magnoliopsida; Poales; Poaceae
Product: DDT domain-containing protein PTM-like
Exons: 10
Coding region: 345-6161 (1938 amino acids)
Source: RefSeq, a predicted model, not a curated record
CCUCCUGUUGCCCCAGCACCCCGACUUCUCCCCCAACUCCCCGCCGCCUCGCGUCCCACCGCCGCCGCCGUAGGGUUGCAAGCCCGGCAGCAGGCCACAUCCCGUCCCCACGACCUCUUCCCAUUCAUCCGCGCGGGCCUCCUGCCGCCGCCUCCGCCGCGAAAGCGCGAGAUCCCGCAACCCCCAGAUUCGUAUCCGGCCACAUCCACCCCCCAUCUGCGUCCGGGCCGCCUAGCUCCGCUCCCGCCGCACCAAUCCUGCCGGAAUCCGUCCCGGAGGUGCCGCGAUUCGCGAUGAGAAUGGUUCUGUAGGGCGCACUCGCUAGGGUUUUCGCGCCCGGUGCCAUGGACGCCGCGGAGCCCCGGGAGGGUUCUGAUCGGACGCUGGACGCCUCCCCUGCGGCGGCCCCGGCGCCGGCUGCUGAAGAGGUGGAGAUGGAGGGCGCCGAUAGCGGCGCUGCGGUGGGACAACCUGCUGCGGCACGCGCCGCCAGUGAGGCGGAGGCGGGUGAAGGCACCGCGGCGGAGCGUGCGCGUGAUGUGGGGGCCUCGGUGAGCGAGGCGAGGGUGGAGGUGGACGAGGGCGGCGCAGCGGGCGAAGAGCACGCCACGAAGUCUCAAGCAAACGGGGUGGAUGAGGGUGGCGCUGCGGGCGAAGGGCGCUCUGCUGUGUCUGCAACCAAGGAGGUGAAUGAGGGCAGCGUUUCGGGGGAAGUGCAAGAUGCGAACCCUGUGGUGUAUGAAGCGAAGAUGGAGGUGGAUGAGACUGGUGCUGCAAGCAAAGAAAACUCUGCAGCUUCUACAGUAAAUGGGUGCGAGGCAAAUGGGGUGAGUGUUCCAGGGGCAGCGCAAGAUUUGGCUCCUGUGGCGUCUGAAGUGAUGAUGGAGGUGGAUGGCGGCUGUAUUCAGGAACAAGAGUGCACUGCAGCGGCUGCGGCAGGCGAGGUUAAGAUGGAGGAAGGUGAUGGCAGAGUGGUGAAUCAAGGGCCUGCACCGCCUGCUGCUGGCCUUCAGGUGAAAGAGGACGUGGGGGAAUGUUUGGUGGGCCGCUACAUUGGCCGUGGUGCUCCAGGGCAUGCAGGGAUUCUUAUUGGGAAGGUUGCAUCCUACAAUAGCACAACUAGGGUCUACAGUGUGGUGUUUGAGGAUGGACAUGGUGAGGAUUUGGGCCUUCCUCAGCUCCAGGAGUUUCUCAUGUCUGAUGAGAAUGGUGCACUAGGCAUGAAGGUGAGCUGCAGGAAGAGGAAGUUAGACUUGCUGGUUUCGUCGGGGAGUGUCUCAGAGGUGAAAGAGCCAGCAAGUACUAGGCAGAGGGUUGAUGGAUGCGAGACAUCUGCCAGGCCUGAUGCACCACAGCAUGGUGGGUGUGGCUCAGAUAUGUCUGAGGAUGUAGAAUCUUCGAGUAAUUCAUCAGAUUUCACUAAAGAAGAACCAUCUGAGCCAUGCCCUCCUGUACAGGCUGUGGAGUUGCCUCCGUCAUCGGGAGACAUCCCUGUGCCAGAAGAGUCCAUAAGUUAUCUCUUUUCGGUUUAUAACUUCCUGCGAUCGUUCAGCGUGCAGCUGUUCUUGAGUCCAUUUGGGAUGGAUGAUUUUGUUGCAGCCAUUAAUUGCACUGUGCAGAAUAACUUGUUGGAUGCUGUACAUGUCUCGCUACUGCGUGCAUUGAGGCGGCUUCUUGAAUCUAAAUCUGCUGAAGGAUCUCAGCUCGCUUCAAAUUGCUUGAAGUAUCUGGAUUGGACAUUACUGGAUGCUUUGACUUGGCCAACUUUCUUACUAGAGUACCUGUAUGUGAUGAGUUGCAUUAAGAAUCUAGGGGGCCGGAGUUUUGGUAGAAGCCUCCUAGCCACUGAAUACUAUAAACUUCCUGUUCCCAUGAAGCUGCGAAUGCUGCAAAUACUCUGUGAUCAUGUCAUUGAAUCAGAUGAACUCAAAACUGAACUGGAGGACCGAGAAGGAUACAAUGAGGAGAUGGAAUAUGAGAUGGAUUCUAGCACACUUUUGGAGGCUGGUUCAAGAGCAGUCUCGACUAGAGCCUCAAAGGCCUCUGCUUACAAAAAGAUGAAUGAUUUGCAGAACUUAGAAAGUGCUCCGAAUGUAACAAAUCCAGAAGAUACUGCAGUGAACGCUUCUCAGGAUGGCAACAGUGAUGAUUGCCGAAUAUGUGGCAUGGAUGGGACUUUGGUAUGCUGUGAUGGCUGCCCAUGGGCAUAUCAUUCGAGAUGUAUUGGUCAAAACAAAGCUUUCCUUCCCCAGGGAGAAUGGUUUUGUCCAGAAUGUGUGGUUAACAAGCUUGGACCAACUUCAUCACGAAUUGAGCGUGGUGCAAGAGGAGCUCAAAUGUUUGGCAUUGAUUUGUGUGGGAGGCUUUUCUUAGGAACCUGCGACUAUUUGCUGGUGAUCGGAACAUCUUCAGAUGCAGAGUCUUAUGCAAGAUAUUACAAUCGUUAUGAUGUUGUGAAGGUCCUCCAAAGACUUGCUCUCUCAGAUGCAUAUGGGGAUAUAUGCAGGCAAAUAGAGGAAUACUGGAAGCAUUUACUUGGUAUAGUUCAGAGUGAGAGAUCAAAAGUAGGUAAAGAAAUUGGUGUGAGCCACACUCCACAAUCCAGCAUGUUGAGUUUUACUCCAACAAAAGCAGGAGAUGGAAGUGGCUGGACAACAUUAAAAGAUGGUGGGAGCAGUAAAACAGUAGCACUUCCUCAAACAAAUGUUCAGCAGAAAUUUGUGGCUAGUGAGGAACAAAAAUGCAUGUCCAGCUUAGGUGCUGUCGCCGAGAAUAAUGCUGACGUUUGCAAUCGAACUCUAUCAGCUCAGUACAACAUACAUAAUGCACCCAGAAAUCGAGCUUUUGCACCAUCUGUGGUAUCAUCAAUUUCUCAUCAGAAUGGAUCCGUUGUAACAGGCGUGUAUAACAUAGCACAAGCACAGCCAGCUCAGAGUACAUCCCAUCCAGACUUAUCGACCUAUGUUGGAACUAAUAGCAUGCCCAGGGAAGGUAAAGAGCACCUUCAGCUGUUUGCUGAAAGACCUGGAAACAUGAGUGGUGGCAAGUCAGCAAAAUUGUUGUCUUUUAAACCACAGGCAUACAUGAACCUCUACAAUCAUGGCAACAUUGCAGCAUCUGCUGCUGCCAAUCUUGCUGUUAUUACAUCUGAUGAAGGUAAGAUUUCAGCAUCCAAACUGACUGCAAACCCAAGGAAAAGAAUGGCCGCAGACAAUUCUCUACAAUUGAAAGCAUUUUCCUCAGCAGCCGCACAAUUUGUUUGGCCUAGUACCGAAAAGAAGCUUAUGGAAGUCCCAAGAGAUAGGUGUGGUUGGUGCCUUGCUUGUAGAAGUUCAGCAAUUGGAAAUAAAAAGGCAUGUUUUCUUAACAUGGCCACUGCAAAUGCUGCUAAAGGGUCUGCUCGAAUUCUUAGUGCCAUGCAUGUAAUAAAAAAUUCUGAUAGUCAUUUCCCCAGUAUUGUUGCUUAUUUAGCCAACAUGGAGGAAAGUUUGCGUGGCCUAUUAGUUGGUUCACUACAGGACGUGCAGCAGAAAGAACGGUGGCAUCAACAACUGCAAGAAGCUUCCAACUGCAGAACUGUUGUACCCCUGUUGCUUGAGUUGGAAAGCAACAUCCGUGGAGUGGCAUUUUCUGCAAGCUGGUUAAAGCCAAGAGACGACUGGCCUGUGGAAUCUCCUGGUCUAUCAGCGGGAUCAUCUCGUCCUGCACCAUACCAUAAACGUGGGGCUGGUGGAAGGCGUAGCAGAAGGCGUUCGUUGGCAUUGGAAUCUGGUACUUCUACUGAUGAUGACAACAGCUGGACUUGGUGGACCGGAGGAAAUAUUUCAAAACGUACUCUGCAGAGGGGUGCUCUUCUAUGUUCAACCAUAAGAAAAGCUGCUCGCCAAGGUGGCAAAAAGAGGAUAGCAGGUUUAUCUUACUAUGAAGGUUCCAGUUUUCCAAGACGAUCUCGGCAAUUUGCUUGGAGAGCAUGUGUUGGACUAAGCCAGACUUCAUCUCAACUUGCUCUGCAGGUUAGAUAUCUUGAUGCCCAUAUUAGAUGGAAGGAAUUCAUCCCUCCAGAUCAAAUUCCUUCAGAUGGAAAAAGUUCUGAUGCUGACCUUUCUUCCCUCAGAAAUGCUGUAAUCUGUGAUAAAAAAAUAAUUGACAAUAAGAUAAGAUACGCGCUUAAGUUUCCCAACCAGAAGCAUCUUCCUGUGCGCGUGACAAAAAAUAUCUUGGAAGCAGAAGGUGAUCAGGAUGAAAAAAGAAAAUUAUGGUUUUCUGAGAACCAUGUGCCACUGUACAUGUUGCGUGAAUUUGAGCAGAAUGCUGGGGUUAGCUCCUUGCCUACUCCAGAUGUUUGGGACUCAAAGUGUUUCACCAAUUUCUACCCAAGGCGAGUGAGAGCAUAUACCGGAGAUGUCUUUUCUUAUCUCUUUCACAAGGGAGAAGUCUAUCCGUGCACCUCAUGCAAGAAGGAUGUUCUGUACAGGGAUAUUGUUAAAUGCAGCUCUUGUCAAGGUAAUUGCCAUAAAGAGUGUACAUCAAGAUCUAUUGUUAGCAAAGGAGUCAGUGCAACUUCCACUUUGACAUGCAAGUUAUGCCUCCAGAAGCGGAAUCUUAUGCUUACAAGUUACAAUACCAAUGCAAGUUAUCUCCGGCCUCAACAGAAGAGUACUGGCCAACAGCAAAUGACCGCUCCAAGAAUUGUCUUUAAGGUUGGUUCUUCCCAUUCUGCUGAACCUGCCCUGAAAGUUGAAGCGCAGCCAGUCACAAAGGUUAAAGCACAGCCAGCCACAAAGGUUAAAGCACAGCCAGCAGCAAAGGUGGAAGCUCAGCCAAUUGUGAAUGUGAAAACCCAGUCAGUUGCGAAGGUGGAAGUCCAGCCACUCGCAAAGGUGGAAACCUUGCCAAUUACAAAUGUGGCAACUCCGAACAUCGCUAGUGUACAAGCUCAGCCAAAGAAAAAAGCUAAAAACUCGAAGUCAGAAAAACCGAAGAAACUUAAAAAAGUUCAAGCGAUCACAUAUUUUGGUCUCGUAUGGAAGAAAAAUAAGACUGACAAGGAUGAUGGAAGUGAUUUCAGGGCGAAUGAUAUAAUCCUUAAAAGUAAGGAUGGUAUAGGUUCGUCAAUAAAACCAACCUGUUGCCUCUGUAACAAAACUUAUUCUCCGGAUUUCCUGUAUGUACGUUGUGAGAGGUGCAGAAAUUGGUUUCAUGGUGAUGCCUUGCAACUUGAGGAUGAAAGGAUUGGUGAGUUGGUUGCAUAUCGAUGCUGUAGAUGCCGAAGGAGAGCCAUACCACAAUGUCCUCAUUCAGAUGAUUAUACAAAGCCUGAACCAGAAUUUGGUGAACAAACAGUUGCUACAUCAUCGCAGUCAACAAUGCUAUCUAGCGAGAAGACUUUUGCUUUAGCAGAUCAGGACCCACUGCUCGCUUCAUAUGGAAUCGUUGAACCAGUUGGGGAAGAAACAGUGGAUGCUGAUUUAUCAGCUAACAUGUUAAGCUUUGCCUCUGGAAGCAACCAGAAGCUGUCGAUAAGAAGAGCACAAACUAAAAAUUGUGAAUACCUUGACCAAGCAAGAUCUGUGAAUGGGUAUUAUAUCCAGGAUCAACCUCCUGGGAAUGGAAACAUCAAUUUCAGCCAUAUGAAUGAAUUUUGUUUUUCGGAGGCUGACAGUGUGGAUGCUUCAGAGCUAUUGGGGUGGGAUUUUUCCCAAGGAACUGCAUAUGCUGCCCUUCCUGAUUCCACUGCUAAUCACCAAGCGAAUGACAAUAGCUGCGGCAGCUUUGUGAUGGACCAAUAUGAACCCCAGACUUAUUUUUCAUUCACCGAACUGCUUGAAGCUGAUGAUACGCAGUUUGACAAUGCAUUUGGGAUGUCUACUGGUCUGCAAGAUGAUGGCAACUGCACGGGAAACUUCAAUCAACAGGGAGCUGGUUUUGAUGAGAUGUCUUUUAUGAUAGAAGAUGGAGCUUCAAAUAUGAACCUCCCAACAGAUGAUCCCUCCCCUGAUGUGGUGGCUUGUCAUAAGUGCCAGAACACUGAGCCACCACCUGAUCUCAAAUGUGCAGUCUGUGACCUGCACAUACACCGCCAAUGUUCACCUUGGGAUGAAAAUGUACCGCCUGCUGAGACUGGUGAUUGGAGUUGUGGUGCUUGUCGAGAAUGGCGAUGAUUAACUUCUGAACUUCAUUGCAUCUAUUGAGAGCAGCAGCGCCAGCUGUGAGGACAGGUGGAAGGUGCGCCAUGGAUCUGGAUGAAAAUUGUCCAUCAAGCUGUUAAUGAUGCAGUGCUACUGAUUGUUCAGAGGCUGGGGUUGAUUAUUUGACAUAAAUUAACCAUCAUACAGUUAGACUAGCAAUGACUGCAGCGGAGUUUACACUGUACAUACUAAAGGAUGGGUCACGGAGACCAUUUUCCAUUCUUUAGAGUUUAGACUCUUUAUUUUCGGGGAGCUUUAGAGCUAGCAGGUAGGAGAUGCUGCUAGCAACAUGGUAUAUGGUUCUGGAAAACCAUAUAAUGUAAUUCUAUUAACUGCAGUAUUUCCUCUUUGUCAGGAUGCCUUAGUCAGCGUGGCCAACUGACAUUGCUAUGUUCCAUAUAUUGCCUCCAAUUCUUUUGCUCGGUAUGCGGAAAUGCCUAAUAAUAUUACCCUUGCAGCC